CCUCCCUUCUCUAUAGACUUCCAACCAACAUAGAACUAUAUAAACCUAUUCAUAAAUUCAUUUUUCUUCAAUACCUAAGUUUUUUUUCCCUCUAUUUGUACUAUUAUUUUUACUAUCAUUUUUUUUUUUUUGAUAUAUCAACAAAUAUUUCUUUCAAUAUGGAGGUGAAUAAUAUUGAGAUCCCAUCACAUUUUAUUUGCCCUAUUUCUUUGCAACUAAUGAGAGAUCCUGUAACUAUUUCUUCAGGAAUUACAUAUGAUAGAGAGAGUAUUGAAAAAUGGCUAUUUACUCGUAAAAAUAAUAUGUGUCCAGUAACCAAACAACCCCUUAUCAAAUUAUCAUCAUCAGAUGAUCGUGAUGAUCUUACUUUGAUGAUCACUCCGAAUCACACUCUCCGCCGUCUGAUUCAAUCAUGGUGUAUUCUGCAUACAUCAGACGGCGUUGAACGUAUCCCUACACCGAAACAACCACCUACAAUUACAAAGUCAACCAUCACCAAACUUAUCUCUGAUGCUAAAAAGUCUCCUGAAAUGCGGUGCAACUGCUUACAGAGGAUUCGAUCUUUUCUUUCUCAAUCUGUAAAUAAGAAGCUUCUAGGAUCUUCUGGAGCUUUGGAGUACGUAGCUUCUAUUCUUCUAGAAGAUGAUGCAUCGACGAGGGAGAAAGAAGAAGCUUUGUUCAUUCUUGCUGAUCAAAUGGAUGGCUAUGAUCAAGAGUUUAAGAGUGUGAUCUUUAAAAAUGAUGAUCAUGCUGAUUUAUUCAUAGAUUCUUUAUGUGGGAUGUUGCACACUGGAUCAUAUUCCCAUCAGGGCAGAGAAAAUGCGGUUAAGGUAUUGAGAUGGUUUUACAGUAUAUUAGACCCGACCCAAAUGAGUAAUGCUAAGUUUGAGUUGUUUAAUGAGAUUGUUAAUAUUGUAAGAGAUCAGAUUUCUAUUCAAGCUACAAAAAAUGCUUUAAAAUUAUUAGUUGAAUUGAACCCGUGGGGCAGGAACCGGGUCAAAGCAGCCAGAUCCGGAGCGGUUAAUGUAUUGGUUGAGCUUCUUUUAGAUGGGUUAUUGGAUCGGCGGAUCUCGGAGCUUUCAUUAGUGGUAUUGGAUCAGCUAUGUGGAUGUGCGGAUGGGAGGGCGGAUCUAGUAGGGCACGGUGCAGGAUUAGCAAUUGUGUCUAAGAAGAUCUUUAGGGUGUCACACGUGGCAAGUGAUCGGGCAAUACGCGUGUUAUCAUCAAUCUCGAAAUACGUGGGGACCGCAAAGGUGGUCGGAGAAAUGAUGGAGGUUGGGGUGGUGGCCAAGUUGUGUUUGGUCAUACAAAUGGAGUGUAGUUCAAAGUCUAAAGAGAGGGCUAAGGAAAUGUUGAGGUUACAUUCUAGGGUUUGGAAAAAUUCUCCUUGUAUACCUCCUCAUUUGAUUUCUUCUUAUCCAUCUAAUUAGAAUUGGUUAGAUUAAUUGGAUUAAUGAUUGAAAAGUUUUUCUUUAUUGAUUUUGACUAUUAAUUGAGGAUAACAAUUAUUAUAGAUUUCUAAAUUGAAAAUCGAUUAAUAACUAUGUAAUUAUAUAUUUCUAACCAUUAUGAUUUAGAUAAGGAUUUUAAAUUAUCUAGAUUAAUUGAAAAGAAAAGGCCUGACAAUACAAAUUGUAAAUUAGUCGAUACAAACUAUACAUAUUAAUUACUUUCUCGACUAUAUGAGUAUUACAAGAUGAUUGUUGUUUUAUUUCAAUAACCAUGUCUUGUUAUCACUUGUUUUAUUUGUUGUUUGGUUUUAACUAUUUAAUCUUUGUAAUUAUGAGAAUUAGAGAUUCAAUUAUUUUUAGCAUUACUAGUUUGAAAGUUGUUAGAAAUAGUAUAGUAUCAAUUGCAUCGGGGUGAUUUUGAGUACAU
Amaranthus tricolor (Joseph's coat) is the source of this 1878-nucleotide messenger RNA. Its product is annotated as E3 ubiquitin-protein ligase PUB23-like. The transcript has a single exon. Gene Ontology annotation, biological process: protein ubiquitination. Gene Ontology annotation, molecular function: ubiquitin protein ligase activity. Bases 159 to 1430 code for a protein of 423 amino acids. The record is from RefSeq and is a predicted model, not a curated record. Lineage: Eukaryota; Viridiplantae; Streptophyta; Magnoliopsida; Caryophyllales; Amaranthaceae.